Molecule: messenger RNA, 792 nt
Organism: Colletotrichum lupini
Lineage: Eukaryota; Fungi; Ascomycota; Sordariomycetes; Glomerellales; Glomerellaceae
Product: ketopantoate hydroxymethyltransferase
Exons: 2
Coding region: 1-792 (263 amino acids)
Biological process (GO): pantothenate biosynthetic process
Cellular component (GO): mitochondrion
Molecular function (GO): 3-methyl-2-oxobutanoate hydroxymethyltransferase activity; magnesium ion binding
Source: RefSeq, a predicted model, not a curated record
AUGACUGCACACGACUUCCCCAGUGCCCACGUUGCCGACCAUGCCGGCAUGGAUAUUAUCCUUGUGGGCGACAGCUUGGCCAUGGUUGCGCUUGGUAUGGAAGACACGAGCGAAGUUGUGGUAGAAGAAAUGCUGCUUCAUUGCCGCUCUGUCGCAAGAGCCACCAAGUCCGCAUUUACUGUUGGUGAUUUACCCAUGGGCAGCUAUGAAAUAGCUCCGGAACAGGCUCUGGAAACUGCCAUCCGCUUCGUCAAAGAGGGCCGCGUGCAAGGCGUGAAGCUCGAGGGUGGCAAGGAGAUGGCUCCCACAAUCCAGAAGAUCACGUCCGCGGGCAUCCCCGUUCUCGCGCACGUGGGACUGACACCGCAACGGCAGAACGCCCUUGGCGGCUUCAGAGUGCAAGGCAAGACUUCCGACGGGGCCCUGAGGCUUCUUGAGGAUGCACUCGCCGUACAAGAGGCCGGUGCUUUCGCCAUGGUCAUCGAGGCUGUUCCCGCUGAAGUCGCAGCACUUGUCACGGAAAAGCUCUCUGUCCCAACCAUUGGCAUUGGCGCCGGCAAUGGCUGCUCCGGCCAGGUCUUGGUGCAAGUCGACAUGACCGGAAACUUCCCUCCCGGCCGAUUCCUGCCAAAGUUCGUCAAGAAGUACGGCGACGUCUGGAGCGAGAGUCUUCGUGCUAUCGAGACCUAUCGGGACGAGGUGAAGAGCCGACAGUAUCCUGCACCCGAGCACACCUAUCCCAUCUCCAAGGAGGCGCUUGACGAAUUUACCAGCGCUUUGGAAAAUUUGUAA